AAAUGCAACUUCGAUAUCAACAUACCUAAACGCAGUUGCAAAAAGAGAAAAACAUUGUUUUUUGACGCGUUGUGCAAACGCCACUCGAGGUGUGUGUGCAAAUCAAAACUAAAAUCAUGUCGCAACAGCGUGCAACAAGCAGCAACGACGGAGCCACCAACAACGCUGAACAAAGCACUAGCAACACAAACAAUGCGAUUGUUGUUUUGGACGACAGUGACAACGAGGACGAUGAUAUACAAUUUGUGGGUACAACUAUUUCGCGUCCUGCAAUACCAAUGAUCGAUCUCUGCGUUUCACCAUCCACCUCAGCUGCUGCGGCCGCCGCAGCUGCUGCGUCAGCGACAGUUGCCAACGUUGGUUCAGGUGAUUCACUUAAAACCACCAAUAUAGAAACAGCUGCCGCCUCGGCUGCAUCUGAUGUCACUGCUGUCGUCGCGGACACGGACACACCCACACACACAUCCACACCCACCGCCGCCCUGGAGUGUCCCAUUUGCUUGCAAACCUGUAUACAUCCCGCCCGUCUUCCCUGCGGUCACAUCUUCUGCUUUUUGUGUGUUAAGGGAGUCGCCUACAAGAAUCGUCGCUGUGCCAUGUGCCGUCGGGAGAUUCCUGCUGAAUUUCUGGAUCAUCCACAGCUGGUGAAUGGCAUUGAUGACAUUUGUGCCACACGCGCAACGGAAGAUGGUUAUCAAUGGUAUUAUGAGGGUCGCAAUGGUUGGUGGCAAUAUGACGAUCGCACCAGCCAGGACAUUGAGGAGGCCUUCAAAAAGGGCGACAAAUCCUGCUCCAUACUCGUUGCCGGCUAUGUAUACAUUGUGGAUCUGGAGCAGCUUGUGCAGCAGCGUCAAAAUGAACCCACCCGCUGUCGUCGUGUCAAACGUGACCUGGCCACCAUACCGAAGAAGGGCGUGGCUGGACUACGCAUCGAGGGCAACCAGGUGACCAGUGACACGGUGUUCAGUCGACCCAGCAACCCAACACCGACUGCUGCCGCUGCGGGUGGCGCUUCCAGCUUUAUAUCGACCAUUGCUGCCCGGGAUGCGGCCAUUAGGAUUGCCAGUGAUAUAAUUGGCUCGACGCUGGCGCAUGCGGAUGAGUUGACACGCGGUCUGGCCGCCAGCAACAUCAGCGAUAGCGCCAACGAUCUAAGCGGUGAGCAAGCCUACUCCAAUCCUACACAGCAAUCCAACACAGCAGGUGCAGAGCAACGGGAACGGGAACAGACGGGUAUUAUGGGUAUUGCCGCCUCGCGUUCGCUUGCCUCCUCGCACUCGAACUCCAUACAGGAUCUCAUGCUCAGCGCCACUGAGGAUUUGUUGGACACCACACAACAGGUUAUUGAGACCAAUCAACAUACCAUAGAUCUCUUCGAGCAGGCCUUGAACGAUUUUCAGGCACUCACCAUGCGAAACUUUGCCGACUCCAGUGAUGAGGAUGACGAUGAUGAUAAUGGUAAUGAUAAUGUUAAUAAUGGCGUUGUGGUCGAGCAACUGGAGGCGAGCGAACCACACGAUGGACACAAUGGCCCAUUGAGUUUUUAAUUAUCCAAUCAUUUCAUUAACAAUAUGCAUACAUUAAAUGUACCGUUAGCUUAGACAACAAAAAGCUAAAAACUUAAAGCUCGAAACGCGAUCGAAGUUCCUUUUAGAAAUGUCAUCAUUUCGGAAUGUUAACUAGAGAAAUGCCGCGCGUACCUGAGAAUAUCUAUAUAAAGCACUAUAUAGGGCUCUAUGCGUGAGCAAGAGUGCAAGACAGAAGCCUACAGGGUAACACAUACACACAUACAAAUAUAUAUGUAUACUAGUUCCUUAUCAAUCUGAACCUGAACAACUGUAAACUUUACAUACCAUACAUAAGUAUAAAUUGAACCAUUGUUAGGAAAGAUGUGAUUAGGAAAUUGUAAUGUCAACUUGUUUGAAAAUACUAUGAAGUUCGUGAGCUACUUAAAUUAAAUAGAAAGAGAUGUUUAAUAUAUUACUGUAGUCAGACAGACAACAGAAACAUUAAAUUCCCAGAUUACCAAAUACCAAUAAUAUAUUCAAAUUUGACAACAUGAACAUAAUCUAUUGGGUUCGAUGAAAUCGCUUCAGAAUCUCUUAUAUGAAUAUUCAGUUAUCCCCUGUGUUUAACAUAAGAUGUACUUAUCCUUACAAACAAUAUACCCUACGUAUAUGUGUAUUUGUAUAUUCUAUAAAUCCCCGCAACCGAGCCAAUUAAGAAUCCACCAAGAAAGCGUAGUGUGAGAAGGACAAUACAUAUAUGUAUAUUCGAUUGGGUGAUGUCAGGACAGAAAUCGAUGGAUAAACUUGAUGUACUACCAUUUUAAUGAAGUGCAAUUCGGUUUAUAUAUAUAUUUAUAUAUUAUUUGGAUAGCUUCAAAACUUUGUUCUUGACUUGAUAAAGUUGUCGAUGAAGCUUCCUGUAUUUUAUUAUAAGUCGCCGUUAAGUGCGUUAAAAUAAAACAUUUCUGUGAAAAUUUAAUAUAUAAGUUAUUAUUAACAUUUCGGUUAGUCACAAUUGAGUCUGAGUUCUUCUUGUUUUUAAUUUAUUCUUUUUUUAUAUAUUAUUCAUGACUGUCAAUUGUGUCUAACCAGAAUGCAUUUGCAAUUGCCUUUAUUAAUAUAUGUAUGUAUAUUUUGUGACUACUGUUUUAUAGAUUCGAUUUGUACCCCGCCAUUACUUCUAACUGUGAAAUGCCUAAUCCUAGCUAUCCUUGUAUCAACGAUAUUCCUAAAGCUCUACUGACUUCAACCGCGAGAGCUCUCCUCCUCCUCCCCCCGGUAAUAUAAAAAAGCAGCAGCCAAAAAAAACAAACACAAAAUUAUAAUACUUAUCAUAUCAUAUUUGUCAUAUUGAUCAUUGUCUUAAUCCAAGUUCGAAGAAAGACAUAGAAUUAGCCUAAGUUCAUCUCUUUUGCCCAUUUUAGCCAGUGGAAGUUUCUAUCUUUCUCUUCUCUUUUCUUCUUUAUAUUCGACUGCCUCGCAUAGUUCUAUUUUCUAUAGCUCUCAAAUUCCCUUUGAUCUGAUUAAUUUAAGCAUUAAUGCACUGAAGACUUAAUUCAUUACAUUACAUUAUUUAAAUUAUUUCACUUAUUCUAUCUUUCAUAUUGCAAUGGGAAAACAAAUCCAAUCUGUGCCAAGCGCAAAUCGUAAACAUCUCUGCUUUCCGUUAACAGUGAAUUUAAGCCUUUGCUUUAUAAGUACUGUUAACUUUACAUUAACAGCAUGUCUCGUUUGUUCCAGCAAUUCAUACAUACAUUUUAUUAAUCAUUAUUAAAAUACUUGGUAUUUACAAAAACAACUCAGAACAAAUUCAUCAAUGCUCCAUCAUGGGGCAUAUUUUUUUAAGAUUUACUUAGAGGAACAGUAAUGUUCUGAUUACAUUGAUUUAUUAUACUUAAGAUUCUUAACUAUUAAAUGUAUUUAAGUUGGCAAUAAAUAUUCACAUUCAACAAAAA
Drosophila innubila is the source of this 3463-nucleotide messenger RNA. It is a transcript of the gene Rnf146, whose product is annotated as E3 ubiquitin-protein ligase RNF146-A. The record is from RefSeq and is a predicted model, not a curated record. Gene Ontology annotation, cellular component: nucleus; cytoplasm. The transcript has 4 exons. Gene Ontology annotation, biological process: ubiquitin-dependent protein catabolic process; Wnt signaling pathway. The coding region runs from base 117 to 1547 and encodes 476 amino acids. NCBI's taxonomy places the organism in Eukaryota, Metazoa, Arthropoda, Insecta, Diptera, Drosophilidae. Gene Ontology annotation, molecular function: zinc ion binding; poly-ADP-D-ribose binding; ubiquitin protein ligase activity.